AUGGCGCUCGAAGCAGAGACAAAACGUGUCGUCGACCAGUUCGAGGUCACCGAUGUCUACUUGAACGAAGCUGUGACGGAGUUCCUCGGCCAGAUGCACGAGGGCCUCGAGAAGGACGGAACGAGCUUGUCCCAAAUCCCGACCUACGUCACUGGUGUCCCCAAUGGCACCGAGAAGGGUCUUUACUUGGCCGUUGAUCUCGGCGGCACCAACUUCCGCGUGUGCUCCGUUCAGCUGAACGGUGACACCACCUUCAACCUCACAUACAGCAAGGUCGCGAUCCCCAAGGAGCUGAUGGUCGCCAAGAAGGCCGAAGACCUGUUCUCUUUCCUGGCCAAGCAGAUUGAGCUCUUCCUGCGCGAACACCACGCCGAACACUUCGAGCAGCACGUCCGCCGUCGUCAGACCUACAGCGCCCCCGAGGGCUACCGCGACGAGCAUGUCUUCCGCCUCGGUUUUACCUUCUCCUUCCCCGUCCAGCAGCUCGGUAUCAACAAGGGCAACCUGAUUCGCUGGACCAAGGGCUUCGACAUCCCCGAUGCCGUCGGCAAGGAUGUCUGCGCCCUGCUGCAGACCGAGAUCGACAAGCUGCACCUUCCCGUGCGCGUCGCCGCUCUCGUCAACGACACCGUCGGAACUCUUAUGGCGAGAUCCUACACGUCCACCGGCAAGUCUGGCUCGAUCCUCGGCGCCAUCUUCGGUACCGGCACCAACGGCGCCUACCUCGAGAAGCUGUCCAACAUCAAGAAGCCCAUUGUUGGCGACUACGAGGCUGCCACCGGCGAAAUGGUCGUCAACGUCGAGUGGGGCUCCUUCGACAACCAGCUCAAUAUUCUUCCCAACACCCCUUGGGAUGCUCAGCUUGACAAGGACAGUGUGAACCCCGGUAUCCAAAUGUUCGAGAAGCGCGUAUCUGGCAUGUUCUUGGGCGAGAUCGUCAGACUGACCAUCCUUGACAUGCUCAAGGACGAGAAGCUGUCCCUCUUCAAGGACGCCAACUCGAGCUUCAACGACUGGAAGUCCACCACCGACAUCAGCCCCCAGUCCGGCAUGUUCAAGCAGUGGGGUCUCGACAGCGCCAUCAUGUCUGUUGCUGCCGCCGACAACACCCCGGAGCUCUCCACUCUCCGCCAAGAGCUCGAGUCGGUCCUCCACGUGUACAGCCCCUCUCUCGAGGACGCCCAGGCCUUCAAGGCUGUCGCUGGCGCUGUUGGUCGCCGCGCUGCCCGUCUCUCCGCUGUCGCCAUCGCUGGCAUUGUCAUCCAGUCCGGCAAGCUUGAGGACCCCAACGAGGAGGUCAUUGACAUUGGUGUCGACGGCAGCUUGGUCGAGCACUACCCCUUCUUCCGCGACAUGAUCUACGAGGCCCUGCGCGCGAUUGACAGCAUUGGAGCCAAGGGUGCUGAGAAGAUUCGUAUUGGCAUUGCCAAGGAUGGCAGCGGCGUUGGCGCUGCACUAAUUGCCCUCGUGGCGGCUGGCAUGGAGAAGGACUCGGACGUCUUGACGGAGUUCAGACAGAACGUCAAGCGCGAGCUCGAUACCAUCCCAACACCACGUAAGUGUCUUGCACCGGUGACGGAGCACUGCGAAAACGCCGAUACAAUCCCCGUUGUUGUCCCCUCAAACUAA
Colletotrichum chrysophilum is the source of this 1629-nucleotide messenger RNA. RefSeq lists its product as uncharacterized. The record is from RefSeq and is a predicted model, not a curated record. Gene Ontology annotation, biological process: glucose 6-phosphate metabolic process; intracellular glucose homeostasis; glycolytic process. Gene Ontology annotation, molecular function: mannokinase activity; fructokinase activity; D-glucose binding. Bases 1 to 1629 code for a protein of 542 amino acids. Gene Ontology annotation, cellular component: cytosol; mitochondrion. Lineage: Eukaryota; Fungi; Ascomycota; Sordariomycetes; Glomerellales; Glomerellaceae. The transcript is spliced from 3 exons.